This is a messenger RNA of Spodoptera exigua (beet armyworm), 696 nucleotides long. NCBI's taxonomy places the organism in Eukaryota, Metazoa, Arthropoda, Insecta, Lepidoptera, Noctuidae. The record is from the annotation of a GenBank genome assembly.
AUGUUGUUUAAGUUAUUAAUUUUUCUGUUGCCUGUACUCUUUAGGGAUGCUACUUGUGCGCCAUCACAAACGACCCUCUUCAUCCGCAAAUACGAGCUGGAUGUGAACUCAUCCAAGAUCAUGCAGAAGGAUGACAGAAAGCUGAUGCAGAAGUGGGCUGAUGAUUUCCAGAUCAAACGGCUGGACAUCAGCAUGAAGUACCGGCUGCAGAUGGUGAAGCAUCAGGAACAUAGCUUAGGAGGCAAUGGUAAUAUUGAGUGGGUGAACUGCCUCUACGCUCACAGGAAGGAAACCAGGAGAACUGUUAGGCUUUACCACGACAACGAACACGAAUGUCUGAAGACUGCCGCCUCCAAGGACGUUACCAUGAGAGAAAACGUGGAGCAGAUUGAGAAACAGAUAGCGAACUGGCGAAAAGGCUACAGAUACUUACAGAAUCUAUGCAACGAUGAGUAUGUUGGCAACACAAAGGAGACGCAUCAGUGUCUGGUUAGAUACAUGCAAAAUGACAAUUUCGACGAAGUAAUCCAUCGGCUAGUUCUUCUAAAACUAGGUACAAUGAAUGACCUAUACGCCUACUACAACUCCUCACUCUUGGAUCUCGAAGAAUGUCUGAAAACACAGCUGUCAAGGUACUUGGAAAGAAUACGAGCGGUCUUGGACACCCUGUAUAAAUGUUACAAUAUUAAAACGUGA